GUAGUACAUACUACAGACUACAGAGGGAUGGCGUUUCGUCUGUAGCGAUCGGUUGGAGCUUGUGGAUGAAAUGGGCCCCAAUUUCUGUUGCCCUCCACCAUUUUUGACCCCUUAAAAUUCAGACAGAUGGACAGUCUACUUACAUUCUCUCCCUCAUCUUCUUCUCCCUUGAGAUGUUCUUGCUGUUCUUGCUCCAAUCUCCUCUUGUUUUCUUGCUGGGAGUUGUGGUGGCUGCUGCUGCUGAGCUAGGAGUAGUUCACAUGUGUGUGAGCUGAAGCUGAGGUUGGUUGCUUGCUUGCUUGGCCAUCUGGAACAGUCAGUGUCUCUGCUUUUUUCCUCCCAUUUUUUUAGUUUAUUUUUUUGGCUGCAGAGAGAGAGAGAGAGAGAGAGAGAACUCUGCUUUCUUCUCCAACUCCCUCCCUUUUGCUUUCCCACCUCUUUGCCUCAAUAAUGAUGGGGUGGUGGAGAUGGUGGUGGGUUUGGUCCUGAAGCUCCAUGCCCACUCUCUCCAGCUCUCUCCUCUCCCUGUCCAAAUCCACCACCAGCUUCUUUCUUUCCAUUUUGCUUCUCCCUUUCUCUUUUCCUGUUCUAGUUGGGGAGCAGCAGCAGCAGCAGGAGCAGUAGUAGUAGGUUGUUGGUUUUGUACCUUUGGGCUCUUUGCCUUUGCUUUCUUGCUGGGGAUUGGGAGGCCUGCCUUGAAGCUGAAUCCCAAUCUUCCCCUGCCCACAUCUGCUUCCCAGCAUCCUGCAACUUUGGUUAUAAGGUGGUUGGUUUUUGUUCUUGAUUUGCUUCAUCGAUUGGGAGGUUUCUUGCUGUUCUUGGGUUUUGUGCUGUGAAUUGGAUUGGGAGGUUUUUUGUUGCCAUGAGGGCGGCGGAGGAGAGGAAGGGUGUGGUGCCGGCGGCGAGGAGGAGGGACCAGUUCCCCGUCGGUAUGCGUGUCCUCGCCGUCGACGACGACCCGGUGUGUCUCAAGGUGCUCGAGACCCUGCUGCUGCGCUGCCAGUAUCAUGUGACGACAACAAAUCAGGCUGCUAUCGCGCUGAAAAUGCUGCGGGAAAACAGGGACAUGUUUGAUCUAGUUAUCAGCGACGUCCAUAUGCCAGACAUGGACGGCUUUAAGCUUCUUGAGCUUGUGGGGCUUGAAAUGGACCUCCCUGUCAUCAUGUUAUCUGUGAAUGGAGAGACCAAAACUGUAUUGAAGGGGAUAACCCAUGGUGCCUGCGACUAUCUCCUAAAACCUGUUCGAAUCGAAGAGCUCAGGAAUAUCUGGCAGCAUGUUAUCAGGAGGAAAUUCAGUACUCGCGACCGUGCUAAUCUCGAUUUCUAUGAAGAGUGCAACAAGCCACCAAAUGCGGAUUCAGACCAUGUGCAUGGCCAUGUUACAUGUGGAUCACCUGAUCAAAGUGGGAGGCCCAGCAAGAAGAGGAAGGAGUACUGUAGUGAAGAGGAGGAUGAGGGUGAGGUCAAUACUCAAGAUAUUGAUGAUCCCUCGGCUCCAAAGAAGCCGAGAGUUGUUUGGUCAGUUGAACUACACCGGAAAUUUGUCGCUGCUGUCAACCAGCUUGGAAUUGACAAGGCUGUGCCAAAAAGGAUACUUGAGCUCAUGAAUGUUGAGAAACUCACAAGGGAAAAUGUUGCAAGUCACCUACAGAAGUACAGGCUCUAUCUCAAACGGCUAAGCGCUGUGGCGUCGCAACAAGUUAGCAUCGUUGCUGCUUUGGGAGGUAGAGACCCCUUUCUGCACAUGGGUGGAUUUGAAGGACUACAGGGUUAUCAAGCUUUUACCUCUUCCGCAGCUCUAUCAUCUUUUACUCCACAUGGAUUGUUAAACAGUCCUAGAAACAAUCCAGCAGCUCUUGGAACUCAGGGGGUACCUGCUUCAAAAUCGAUUCAGACUAUGAGCGGAAGCCAUACAUUGAGCCAUUCCAUUAAUGAUGCAAAUAAGUACCACCUUAGCUUACCAGGAAACCAGAAAGGAAACUUGGGACAAGGUUUGGCAACAUCGCUUGGGCAGACCCAAAUGCAACAGAAGUGGAUCCAUGAAGAAACCGAUGAUCUGUCCACCAUCCUUUCUGGGAAUGGCCUAUCUAAUGGUAUGUCUGGCACACUCCAAAGUGUCACAAGCAGUCCUUUGCUGCCUCAAGAACUAGCCGAGUGCACACAAGCCAAAAUUGUCAGUCAGCCAUCAAUUCGAACUUCCUCUGUAAGUUCAGAACAUAUUGAAGGCGCCGUUGGAGUUUCAUCUGGUCUGCUUGAAUCUCGUGUAUCCCAGCAGAGUACUAUUCCUUUAUCAGGAUUUUCCGCCAACGGGUUGCUAAUCCAUGGUUCGUUUAACAAUACCUGUGCAAACAAAUUGGGUGGUACAUCUUCAUCGUGUGCACCUGCUCGCUCUUCAAAUGACCUUAUGGUAGCAAGAGACACAAAAGGUGGAGCUAGCUCUUUUGGUGGCGCGAUGCUUUUACCUCCAGAUACAGAGCAAAAGUACUUGAAUUUUGGAGGUGGAAACGGUUUGAAACAGAAGUUCGAUGAUAGGACUGCAGACAGUCUGUUUGAUCUCAAGUUCGUAUGGAGUUCUGUACCGAGCUCUCAAUUGGCAAGCAACAUUGGGGCUCAUCAUGCUAUGAGCCAAAGAUGGAACAAUAGCAGUAGUAACAGUAGCAAUAUUGGUGCCAGAAUGAUUGGGCAAGCAACCUCAAGUGGUUCAACAGUUAUCCCACAAAUGAAGACAGAUUUCCUCGUUUCGGGAGAUAUGGCGAUGCCGAAGAACGCCUCCGAUUUGAGCAUCCCGAAACUUCAGAGCGAACUUAGCUCUAGCAGCUGCAGCUUCGACGGCCUUCUCAAUUCCAUAGUCAAAGUGGAGAAGGAUGAUGUUACCUUCAGCGACGACCUGGGGUGCGGCGAUUUCUACUCCCUUGGAGCUUGCAUAUGACAGAUCUCUCGUCUGCAUCUGUGUACAUGUCCCCCCAUUGUAUGCUGUGUACUAGCUAGCAGUGUUAGUUUGUGAUGUAAUCUAGUCUAGGCCUGUGUAUCUAUGUCAAUAUAUGUAUUGUAGUAGUAAUCUGGAGGACGAGAUGGGUUGCCAACUCGACCUAGAAAGAGAGACAUUGAUGGCUUGUAUAAACCUGAGCUUACUGUCAGUUUCUUCUUCCUCGUCCUGGUUUGGCACAGACAGCCGUGGCGCGGCUGGAUUUACAUUUUAGGACAUAUAUUUGGGGAGCU
Oryza sativa Japonica Group (Japanese rice) is the source of this 3219-nucleotide messenger RNA. Lineage: Eukaryota; Viridiplantae; Streptophyta; Magnoliopsida; Poales; Poaceae. The record is from RefSeq and is a predicted model, not a curated record.